AUGUCUCUUAAAACUCACCUUUCUGUAUUGACGUUUGUGCUUCUUCUAACAUUACUUCAAGUCUACCAAGGAAGUGCUUUUUUCUGGUCUCGGAGGAGAAGAAGAAGCCCAACGCCAAAACCAAGUCCAGUAAGAAACUGCGGUUCUUCUGGUACGUAUUAUAUUACUAUCUCUUGACCCUAAAAAUACAGAAAUUUUUAGCUAAACCCUUCUUGAAAACUCUUCAUAAAUGAAAUAUAUAGCCAGGCUGUUUAUGCGGGAAAAUUGCCUUGAUAAUUAGGGAUUUUUGAUAAAAAUUUACCGUAAAUUAGGCUAUGUUGGGUUUAAAGUCUAAAUUGCAAUAACAACAGACAACUCGGAUGUUUAGAUCAAACGCAUUGGCAUACUGGCCGAAAGCUCUAUUAAAAGCAAGACAAAGGUGAUUUUAUUUCUCCAAGUAUACUUGGGAAAAAAGCCUACAAGCGUACUAGCCGAAAAUAUACAGCUUUACCGCGAGUUUUAAUUUUAAAGCUUGCCGAUAUUUCAGCGAACUUAUAUGUCAUGUUUACAUAAAACAAUAUGUGAAAUAUUUAAUAUAAAUAUAUUUUUCUCAACUAAUCUACAUUCUACAAGUCGUUUUGUCUACAUAUUGAAUCUUGUAAUAUCAUAAUGGUUCAUUUUAGUCUUUUAAUCUUUUAAACAGUGUAUAUAUAGAAGACAAUGAUAUUUUCCCGUGAAGCUUUUUAUGUUUACCGAGCGCCACUCAAAUUUAAUGUCAAACACUGUAGUGUGACAGAUCAGGUUCAUACCCAUUUAAAUAAUCACCGCGUUAAAUGAAAUAAAAGAAGUAUACAUUACCAUCAACGCCGCAUUAAUGCAUCUAUACUAGAUAUUAUACAGCGAACGAAAUAGAUAAGGGUAUAUUUUGAACUAUUUAUAUCAGUAGUUUCAAGAUGUAACAUAUAUGUACGAAACAUAAAAUGGACGUCAUAAGACAUAAAUGUAAAAAUUUCGCAAAGUCGAAGGAAAUUUCUCUUGUUCUACGAAAUUUAUGUUAAAUGCGUCAGUGACGACUGAUUUAAAGGGCGGGCGCCUCAAAGUCAAGGUCAUAAAAAUUUUAAGAAAACUUUUGCAUGGAAUGCGGAUUUUUUAUGACGCGCAUUGUAAGGGAUUGUAAUUCUUUUAUCCAAUCAGAGUUAGUCUAACCCCAGAACAUUUUACUUGUUGGUGGAAGAUUCCUUCAAUAAAGAACAGUGAAUAGUUCUAAUAUAAGAAUAUUAGUUAUAAAUUUGAAAUGUUUCAGGCCAAGUUGGGUGGUGUUUUCGGUCCAUUUCAGUGGUUUCAUGAUCCUGAACUUACGGUCGACACCUUGCCACCACCUUGCCUUUAUACUGUCAACUCUCAAAAUUAUUGUAAUGUGUCCGAUAAUAUAUCUAUAAAGUGUGAAAACGCUUUUACUAAUGUCAAUGUGCGAAGGACGGGACCAGUCCUUUGCAGUAAUUCAAAGAUCUCUUCAAUCCCGCAAAUUAUGCAUUUUGUGACCUUCGUAUAUUUACAGCAAAAGGUUAAAGUCCAACUCGAAGUUACUCGAUGAAAACAUGCUUGAAGUCAUUAACGAUUUAUCAUGCGAUUUAUCGCCAAACACCACAGUUUUCUUCGCUUUCCUCCUGUAGUAACACUGGUCCGAUAAAAGAUUAUCCUUACUGGUUCUCUAGGGAGACCAGUUUAGAACUGACAGACCUAUGUACUAUUUAAAACACGAGAAGAAGUGAUUUAUCAGAUAUAAAACACGAGAGCGCAGCUGAGCACCUCGAGUGUUUUAUAUCUGAUAAAGCACGGACUACGAAAAACGACCCAUCUGAUGAGUUCAUUGGCGAAGUGAUUUGAAAACUAAACAUUGUCUAAGCCGAGAAAAUCAAAGCUGAAGUUUAUGCAAAUGAACAUGAUGUACUUGAUUUUUUAUCACAUAUAAAACUACCGACACGAACACCGCGGAAAAACGUCUGCGCAUGCGUCAACCUUACCUGUAAUCAGUAUUACGAACUUGAUGAGAAGCUGUUCCGAACGUUUCCAAAAGCUCAAAAUGGCGGUAAAAAAGAGUGACUUCAUUGUGCGUCUUUACAGCCAGAUUUCGAGCACAAAAAUAAACAUGUCAUUCUAAAACUGCUAGGAAUAAAUACAGCCAGAAGGUUCAAGAAAUUGUAUUGUACAAGAAAAUGAACUAAAGGUGAUUGUUGACAAAUUUAUCGUCUGAAACAUUUUGUUUAUCAACUAAGCAACGACAAUUUCCGAAUUUUCGUUUGAGAUACAUUUCUUUAAAAAAAACUGUGUCGCCAAAUAUAAAAAAAAAUUCGUGUUCACAAUAAUUAAACUUUAGGAUUUAUUCUACAAUUUGAGUGGGUUAAGAAGGAUUUAGGAUUUAUUCUACAAUUUGAGUGGCUUAACUUUUCGAGAGUUUUCUUAACUUUUGAGUUUGAAUUUUUGUUUUGAAUAAUUUUGCAAAAAUUUUCGAAGUCGUAUCCGUUAAAAUCAACAAUUUUUUACAUGAAUUAUAUUUUAUUCCAUACUUUAAAUGCCAGGACGCUUUCAAUUAAUGUCUAGUCUACCCAUUUGCUAUAUUUUCUCGUUUGUUUUACUAAUUUUUGACCAAUUAAUAAGCAUGUUUUUGUUUUAGAAAUUGAUAUUCAAAUUCCCCGCCAUAUUUUCAUAAUUUGGUGCAUGCGCAGACGUUUUUCCGCGGUGUUACCGACACGACAGUGAUUUCUUUUGUAUUAGAGUAUAUAUAAAGUUAGUUUAGGUUUCCUCCUGUAAUAACACUGGAUCAAUAAGGGAUGAUCCUUACUGGACCUCUAGGAAGAAGAGUUUAGAAAUCAUAGAGGUAUCCAGCAUAAAGUUAGUUUAGUUUAGGCAUGGAUAAUAAAAGACAUGGAUAGGAUACUAGCUGACGUGACCUAAUGUUUUCAAUGGGAUGAUGGCGUUGAAACCUAGUUGCAAACCAAAUUCUCAAAAAUGGCAUGUUUAUCAAUAAUACAGCUAAACAUUUUAGUCAAAGAGCAAAUAAAUAUAACUAGGCCAUUCUACGAUGAAAUCUCUAAGUAUUCCCAGUCAAUUUUAGCAAAUAUUUCAAGCACUGAACAGUGAAAAAUGCAUCCCAAAUUUCGUUAACUGAAACGGGAACUGCUUCAGCAAUUUCUAGAUAGUUAGCCUAAGGGCAUGUUUUUCUGUUGUCGUUGUUAUUGUCGUUGAUGUUGUUGUUGUUGUUGUUGUUGUUGUUGUUGUUGUUGUUGUUGUUGUUGUUGUUGUUGUUGUUGUUGUUGUUGUUGUUUUUGCUGUCGUUGUUGAUGACGUUGAUGUACGUUGUAUGCUGCUGUUGUUAAUCUUGUUGUCAAGAUUUUGAUGUUGUGUUUGUGUAUAAAGUAAUUGCGUGAUCUUAUUAUAUGAAUUUAGGAUCUGAUGUAUAAUUAUAGUAAUUAAUUGAUAUGUAUAUAUAUUUUUGUCACUGAAAAGCCCCUUUAGGGAAGUGUCAAUAAAGUCAAUAGUCAAUAGUUCGAGUAAGCGAUAUUUCGGAACAGAAUCUAGUUCCUUCGAUACCAAUGUAAUCUAUAGUAAUAUGAUUUUUUUACCUGACCGCGUAGCUCAGUUGGCAGAGCAUUGCCAUUGGGCUAGUAUUCCAAAGAUCGUCGGUUCGAUUCCCACCGUGGCCGGACAUAUUUUUCAAGCUUGCCCGGUGUGGAUAUACACUCAGAGUAACAUCACAUGCAUAUUAUAAAACAGUAUACUGUAAUGAUGUUCAGCAUUGAAGCAGUUCAAUAAAUUUUUAAUCCUUAAAACUUGCAGCGUGGUCUGCGUGGAGUGAGUGUACACCGUUCUGUGACUCGCAACCUAAAAGUCAGCGAACACGUACAGUAAGGCAAAACAACAAGUGCGUGCCACAAAUACAAAUACGUCGCUGUGAUCCUCGUGGUGGCUGCAAUCAAAUGUGUGAUCAAGUCAACAAAAAAUGCUUGUGUUCCCUUGGUUACACUUUAGUUGAUGGUAAGUUGUUUCUCAUAGUGUACUAGUUCCAUAGGGACUGUAUACGCUCUGCUUAGAAAGAGCUUUGAAAGACAACAAGUUCAUAAAUGAAGAUCCCUAUCAAACACAUGAGAAAUGAAGAUCUCUAUCAAACACAUGCCCAUCUUAGAAAAAGCUGUGUUAGGCAAGAUAAUUAAGUAUUCGCCUUGGAGAGUUGCUUUCUUGUAUAGAAAGUUGCCUUCUGUCUUAGAUAUCUGAUACACACCAAAUCUAUGGCUUUCAGGCUAUCAUAAAAUGUGCCGGCCUAUAAAAUGCAUGAAAUAGCGUUCCGCAGACCCUAAGAAUAGAAGCAUUAUCCAGGGGGCAUUGACCCUGGAAAUGGGGCAUUGUCCCAGGUCUGUGUAUUCGAUGAUUGACUUCCCCCUCCCCAAUCCCACUCAAUAUUUCUGAAGUUCUGCUCAUGCACUGUAACGCUCACUGAAAGCUAUCAAUUGAACCUGGAUUCUUUGAAUAAUAUUACAGGUAAAAACUGUGUCGACAUUGAUGAGUGUCACAGCAAUGAAGGACGUGGACCGUGUGAUCACACAUGUCAAAACCUUCAGGGUGGUUAUCAAUGCAACUGUAACAAGGGAUAUCGCCUAAGCGGCAAGACUGCAUGUGUUCCCCUCGACUGUCAAAUACCACAAUUUUCAAGAUGCCCUAAAACACAGAACACAACUAAUGCUGCAGGAAACCUCCCAUUAUGUACAAGUAUCAUAACAUAUUGUCAAAACGGGACAACCUAUAAUUCGCAAUGUACUUUAUCUUGUCCAAAGAACUACAAACUAGCAUUGAAGAAGCCAACAACAAACUGGCCAGAUUACACUGGAUUUGAAUUUCAGACGGCGAGUAGUAGGAUCAUAUGUCAUCAGACAUCAAUGGGUACAGCAAUCUGGCAUACACAACUGAACGAGUAUCACUGCAGGCGCAGCAAUGAUCCACCGCUGGCCAUAAUGCUCGUAGGCGGCUCUAUAAACGAAGGCUUACCGCCAGGGAGUAUAGUCGGGAGACUAAGCACUAGGGAUGCGCAAAAGGGUCAAAUGAUGGUGUAUUCUGUGCAACAUUAUGAAGGCAAAUCAUCGUUCCGUUGUAAUGGUUCAGUAUUAGAAACCUCACUGGUGUUCACGUGGUACCCGCAUGGGCAAAACUCGUACCCAGUCCGAAUGAGAGCUCAAGACAAUGGCUCCCCACCAAUGUGGGCAGAACAAGUCUUUAAUAUUAGUGUAGAAAAUGUGAAUGACCCCCCGCGAAGUAUAGAAAUUUCUCGGAACUGGGUAAAUGAAAACGCGAGCAUUGAUACAAUAGUGGGAGAAUUGAGCGCCAUUGACAAUGACUUGGGAAACCAGAGAACUUCCGAUUUUUCUUGGAAAUUACGGGAGGAUAAUUCAGGGAAUUUUAAUAUCACUGGCAAUAAGGUUGUUCUCCAGAAAACACUGAAUUAUGAUACUAUAAAAUUAUGCUAUAUUAAGGUAGCCUGUACUGAUCAGAGCUUGACUACGGUGAAAGAAAUACCUAUAUAUGUUAUCAACCUUAUUGAUCCUCCUACAAUAAGCUUAAAAGGCAAACGUAUCGCAGAAAAUUCAAAACCUGGUACGGUCAUCACUCAAAUUACAUCCAAAUCAGAAAGCAAUGAGAGCUUAGACUUCACGAUUAGCGAAUCGAAUCCAAAUGCGACCUUCAAAUUCGGACUUAGUCCCCCCACGGUUUGCGAGCAUCACGAAAACGCCACUAAGUUCAAUACAACUUGCCAUGUCAAUAUAACGGUCAGUGGGAAACUGGACUAUGAAGAGACUAGGGAGUACACAUUGCAGGUUUAUGUGAGGAAUAGUGUCAGUAGUAAUUUUGCAAAGUGGAACAUCAGUGUGGAAAAUGUGAAUGAAAAACCAGAUAAACUGGGAAUAAACGGGCUGCACGAAAUACCGGAAGAUAUGAAGAGUGGGGAUGAUAUUGCUAUCUUUAUGGUGAGUAUAAACUUACUAAACUACUGUAUAGUAGAAAAUAUAUUUAACCAUACCCGAUUAGUAUAAAAAAAUGUGACGGGAAUUUGUUUGCACUACGUAUUAUCUCAACAAGGAAGUACCUGCAGAAGUGUUGACUUCUCUUUUCAAGUUUCCACAAGAGCAAAAUUUUCCGGAUUUGUAAAAGUAUCCGGAUCCCUUGUUUUUCAAGCAAACGGGAUCCGUGAGGCGUUUACACUAGAGUGCCCGACACAGCGAUGGCCAAUAUAAAGUAAAUCAUUUUAACCCUCUUAGUGAUAUGAUGCGAUGUUUUGACCCUGUUUGGCGGUUGAAUGGACCAUUCCCCAAUUAAUCAAAAUUUUGAUCUCAACAAGGCUAGACAACCUUCCAUCACAGCUUGAAAGAGCAUCACAAAAUUAGUAAUAUUCCAAAGUUUCGUUGCGAAAUGUUGUAAAAUGCAGAUAAUAUAGCCUUACGAAAUUUGCAAUUUUCAGUCAUUUUAGAUUACAAACGGGAAAUGGUUACCACUUUUCCAAAAUUUUGAUCUUAACUAGCCUAAACAAAAAUUUCAUCAUAGCUUGAAAGAGCAUCACAAAAUUAGUAAUAUUCCAAAGUUUCGUUGCAAAAUGUUAUAAAAUGCGGAUAAUAUAGCCUUGCGAAGUUUCUAAUUUUCAGUCAUUUUGUAUUACGCACAGAAGUGGUAACCAUUUCCCGUUCGUAAUCUAAAAUGACUGAAAAUUGCAAACUUCGCAAAGCUAUAUAUUAUCCGCAUUUUACAACAUUUUGCAACGAAACUUUGGAAUAUUACUAAUUUUGUGAUGCUCUUUCAAGCUGUGAUGAAAUUUUUGUCUAGACUUGUUGAGUUCAAAAUUUUGGUUAAUUGGGGAAUGGUCCAUUGAAUAGCAAUAAAUUUGAAAAAAAUAUACCGGAACAAAUUGAUCCAGAUUCGGAAAGCAGUUUAAAGCCGGUUUUCCACUUCGCGCGUAUCGUAUCGUACCGAAACGUACUGGUUAGCAUGCGCAGAUUGAAAAGAGGUUUAUAAAUCCACAUACUUCCGGGUGUAUUCGCGUAUCAAAAUAAAAAGUUCGUCGCAAGUCAACUUUUUGGCGUACUACGGAAGUACUAACCAAUCAACAUUCACGAAAUUUUGAAAUUUAAAACGUUUUUGAUAUGUUUCGGUACGGUACGCUUGAAGUGGAAAACCGGCUUAACAUUCAAAUGUUUCCGGAUACGAAAUUCGCACAAACAAGAAAGGGCACUACUUCUAGAGGUAGUACUCAACAACGGCACUGUGCUCAACAUGUUUUGGGAACCAGUUUGAACAUUGGGCACCAGUGCUGGGCACUCAGUCUGAAUGGUUGAAACAACUCUUACCUAUAUUUUCCUGUGCAGGUGUCUGAUCCUGACAACAGAAAUAAGAUCACUCAGAACCACUCUUGCCAUGUUGUCAACAACGAUGGAGAAGGGGAAUAUUUCCAUGUGAACAAUGUGAGAAAUUCUCUGCAAGUUAAGAAGAACAUGUCAUUAAAUUAUGAAAAACAUCAAUCCUAUCUUGUGACAGUACAGUGUAAUGACAAUGGUGUACCAUCAUUGGGGAUAAGACGAGAUUUCAUUAUUAAUGUAACAGGUACGUGAAUGCUCUUCAAAACUACACCAAAUUAAUACCCAAAAGCCAGAACCAGCCGAUAUUGAAAAAAAAUGAAAACAUCUUGAAAACCCAAGAUAUGGACUACAUACAACAAGACGUAAAUUUGGACGGUUAUAUUAUACAGAAUCAUCAAAACUAACUUAUCAGUUCUAAACUGUUCUCCCUCUAGAGGUCCAGUAUAUAAUAGUCCAGUAUAUAAUAGUCCAGUAUAUAAUAGUCCAGUAUAUAAUAGUCCAGUAUAUAAUAGUCCAGUAUAUAAUAGUCCAGUAUAUAAUAGUCCAGUAUAUAAUAGUCCAAUAUAUAAUAGUCCAGUAUAUAAUAGUCCAGUAUAUAAUAGUCCAGUAUAUACCCUGAAAGACACAAGCCUGCUACCAACACUAUUACAGUAAUUCCAAUCCUUGUAACCUGUGUGGCAGGCGUUUAUCCUUGUGGAAUUUAACCAGUGAGGUUUAGAUUUGACUACCACUUUACCUUUUACUGACUAAAUACGCAUGUGAUUGGUUAAUCCGGUAGAUUAAAUCUGAUUGGAAGUGAAAUCUUAAACUUGAUUAUAUAUACAUACAUUUCUCAACAGACACAGAUGAACCAAUACAAAACCUCACUCUCUCAAACAACAAAGUACGAGAAAAUUCAGAGAUUGGCACAAGAGUCGGAACAUUUGAUGCUUAUGAUCCUGACAUACAUCGCCCAAAGACAAUGAAAUUUUCCUUGGUUGACCCAAAAUAUCCACCAUUUACUUUACAAGGAGUGAACAAUGAGAAAUUGGUUGUGAAUGGAUCUUUAAAUUUUGAAGAAAAUUCAGACUAUUUCCUUACAGUCAUCGUCACGGAUACUACUGAGCAUUCUUUACAAAUGCCUUUUAUUAUUACUAUUAUAGGUGAGAAAAUACGGCCAUUAUCUGAACUCACUUUACACUAGAUAGCUCUAUAAGUUUGCAAUUGUUUUCCUUAGAGGUCCACUAAAAAGACCAAUAGGGACUGGUUCAGUGUUACUACAGGAUAAAAUAUUUUCCACUAGUAACUGAAGUAUUGUUGGAAUUCAAAAUUGCUUUGUUAGUUUACAAAGCUCUUAACAACAUGGCCCCUAUUUAUACAUUUCUGAAUUGCUCAUCCCCAAAAUCAUCAAGUGAUCGCUGGACAUUAAGAUCGGAUGAUCAAGGACUGCUACAUAUGCGGCAGGACAAUUGUGAAAUUCCCUGCCUCUGAAUGUGAGGAACUGUGAUAACAUCUCAGUCUUCAAGAAACGUUUGAAGAUAUUCCUUUUUAGUAAGGCUUUUAACCUUUUAUAGUCUAAGACCACAUACAAUUUUAUCAUUCUUAUCGUAAUUCGUAGAUAUACUCGCUAGUCUAUAUUUUAAUGUCAGUUAUAAUGUUAUAGCAUAUUUAAUUGACCAUUUGCAGACUAAAUUUUGAUCUAAACAAGUCUAGACAAAAAUUUCAUCACAGCUUGAAAGAGCAUCACAAAAUUAGUAAUAUUCCAAAGUGCCUGAAAAACGGCAAACUUCGCAAGGCUAUAUUAUCCACAGUUUACAACAUUUCGCAACGAAACUUUGGAAUAUUACUAAUUUUGUGAUGCUCUUUCAAGCUGUGAUGAAAUUUUUGUCCAGAUCAAAAUUUAGUCUAUUACGCAAGUGGUCAAUUCUCAUUCCAUUUUCGACUGGAUGCAUUUCUAGCUUUUUACAAUGUACAGCGCUUUAAGUAUUUAACACAUAAAUUAUAUGCGCUCUAUUUAAAUGAUUAUUUUCAGAUGUCGAUGAAGCACCAACAGACAUCAUAGUAUACACAAACUACAUGAACGAAAACCUAGCACCAGGAUCAUUCAUCAGUAACAUCACGAUGAUAGACGAAGAUAAAAACACUAUAACUAUAUGUAGAUUACUGGAGGAUGGAGGAAGGAGAAUUGCCUUGAACGAAACAACUUUAGUUGCGGGGAAGCACAAUACGGACUAUGAAGAGGUUUUAUCACAUGUGAUUGAAAUUUCACUCAAGUGUUGUGACCAGUUGGAAAAGUGUUUUCAAAAGGAGUUUAACAUUUCAGUUCAAGGUAAAGCUAGCCGUGAAGCCCUGGGCAAACUAGGAAACAUUGUUGUGGAAACAUCAAACAUUUGUAAUUUUCGAUGCUUCCUAUUUCAAAUAUUUCCCUGUUUACCCACCCGUGGAAACAUUGUUGCGGAAACAAAAUUUGCUUCCCGAGAAGCAAAAAUGUUUCCUACCAACUUCAGAAACAUUUGAGGAUUCCCUACGUUUCUCACUAAUGUUUCCUAGUGUUUGCCCACUAUGGUAAACAUUGGCAGGAAACAAUGUUUCCACAACAAUGUUUCCUAGUUUGUCCAGGGCUUAACAUUGUAUAAUCAAAUACUGUCUGUGUAAAGUGAUCCUAGCUCAUCUACGAGACGCAAUCUUUGUUGGAGGAAAACCUGUCGUGAACCAAGGUUCAUCGAAAUGUCUCAUCUGCACUUUAGAAACGAACGAUAAUCGCGAUCAUUUAGCACUGCCUGGUAACGUCUGCUUUCCAGUCGACAGAAUGUCAUGGUACCAUAUCAGUACCACCAUCACCAUGAUCACCAUCACCACAUAUCACCACCACCUUCACCUUUAUUCCAUUGCGACAGCUUUUAUAGCUUUUACGUUACAUGAAAUUAAACAGUGUCCAGUUUCUUUUGGGACACCCAGUAAAUAUAUAUUGUCCUUCCUCUGAGUAUGUAAAUUAAUAUUUACUGAUUGCAGGAAUAUAUCAAUAUUUUAUAAAGUUUUUCUUAUUGAUUUUCACUUUAUUUAGACGUGAACGAGCCGCCAACAGAUAUCAACAUUGACAACCUACAAGUUAUGGAAAACGAGAAAGACAUAACCGUUGGAAAAAUAACCAUUUUCGACCCAGAUUCAAAUCCAGAUCACCACUGCACAUUAUCAGCCGACAACCAAACAAACUCGUAUUUGAAGAUAAUAAACAGCAAUAAAACACUUCAUUUGAUCAAAGAGCUUAACUUUGAGAAAGAACAGAUGGUAACGUUUGAAAUUAUAUGCAGUGAAAGGGGGAACAGCUUGAUAUAUUACAAAAAACAAUUUGAUUUGAUAAUUGUCGAUUUGAAUGAAGCUUCAAGCAGAGGAUGUGAAAAUACACUCUAUGUUUCACAUGAGCAAUCCCUUGGCACUGUUGUAGGUAACCUUAAUGUAUCUGACCCUGACAAUACAAAUACCAAAGACAUUUGCAAUCCGAAACAGAGACUAACAUACACUAUCAUUUCUGAAAAAAAUAUACCAUUUCAAAUACUAGAUGGUUAUUUGGUCAAAACUGGUCGCGUUGAGAGCAAUGCCACAUAUAUUAUUGGCGUUUCAGUACAAGAUGAUGGAAUUGUCCUUUCGAGAAAUUUUACCAGAUUGCAUGCCAAAAGGAAAACAACUUCAUUCAACUGUACCAUCAUUCCUCGCACUUUGAUUGGAUCGCAGAUUACGUUAUCAUCCAAUCAGAUUAAAGAAGGUUCCCCAAACGCGAGUGUUAUUGGGUAUCUGGGUAUGGGGGGAGAACAACACAACGUGAAAUAUGAAUUGAUAAAAGAUCGAUGUAAUAGUUAUCCAUUUGUUAUCGAGGGUAAUAAAUUGAUGUUAAUGUUGUCUUCAUAUACUGGUCCAACGACGGAUGAGGACUACAUUGUACCACAGUAUGCCAUGGUGAUGGUCAAAGCCAAUGGUACUAAUACUACCAAUGCUGGUCAUGUCAUGGAAAUACGCUUUGCGAUAUUCAUCAAUGGUAGGAAGUGUUUGGAAACAAUAAUACUCUUAAUAAGUUUACUUAUCUUUAAAAUGCCUUGGGUGAGGUUUAGAAGUGCUUACAAAAGAAAAGAUCUUACAUCAGGACCAAACUUUAUUUAUACUGGAUAGCUCUACUGUAUCUGUUCUAAACUUCCCCUCCUACAGGUUCAGUAAGGAUAUGUCUUAAUUAUUUAAGGACGAAACUGGGGCACCCGGAGGGGUAAAUUAGAAGAACUCACGUGUAAAUGAGGGUGAAAUUAUAAUCUGACUACUGCACACUGCUGGAAUCAAAGCCUGGUCACAGGGUUUCACCUGUACCAGUUCUAAGUGAAGUACAGUACAUUCAUCUUUGUUCACAUUUCUUUCUUUCUAGACGAUGUCAAAACACACAGGUUGAUAUGCUUCUCAAAUGAUCCAGUUCGACUUUCUGCUCUUUCCAGAACAAAACUAGGCCCUGUUAUCAUUUAUCAAGAUAACGACACAGAACUCAUUUGUCCCUCUGAGAAUAACCCUUACCCUCCACCUGACUACAGAUGUAAUGUUAAACCUGACAUGAAUCAAAGUUCAGAGGCUUUUACUACAGUGAACUUUACUAAUGUACUUUACGUUGACAAUGAAAUGUUCCUAAGAGUUAGUAUACCUGUCAGUGAAGAGGUUUCUGGCAUGGAUAAGUUGGUUUUAGAUCUAUUCUGCUGGGACCCGGAUCGGUUGUUUUCAUUCGUGAAAGGAAGGAUUGAAAUCGCGUUGACUCAUGAAGCGAUGUGCGAGGGAGAUCAUCAACCUCGAAAUGAUAGUUUAUGUAGCAAUACUAAAUCCUGUCCGGAAGAUACAUUGUGUUCCGAAGUUAUAAAUGCGGUGCCGAGAUGUGUGCCUAGUGGUGAUCAGUUGUUUGUUAUUAUGCCAAGUUUCAAAGCUGGAGAAUUGUUAUGUAAAUUUGAAAGUUGUCUUCAAGAAAUGCUUGUUAAUCCGAACAUUGGUUGUUUAUCACACUGGAAUGGUAGGUAUUGGGAAUCAGGGUUCAAUUUUAUAGCUUUAUUGUUUGAGUGUUUCUUAUAUGAAGGUAAGCAGCUUACAAAGACGAAUUUCAUGCCUGUUUAUACGAGACUUUUCAGACGAGUUAGCUGGCCAAAACAAAGGAAUCCUAUUCCAGAGAAUUUUUAGGGCCGUAGACUCAAUCUUGAAUUGAGUUUUGAAACUCGAUCUUCUCACUAAAGUUUCAGUGCAGUAAAAAUGAAGUUGUUCGAGUUAAAUUCGUGACGUGUGAAAAUUAGUUUUCAGUUGGAAACCCCACAAUUAAGAAAAAAUUGCUGGAAUUUAUCUCACAACACAAGAAAAACUAUGCAUUCGUCAUCUUUAACCAGUUUAUAGUGUCCCUUAGUGCCCCUGCUUUAACACACUGCGUCUCAACUACACUUAUUGGGUACAGGUGUCAGCCUCCCCAGAUCCCCAGCUGUUGUGACAAUCCUGAAUAUAGACAGCUUUCAUCAUCAACCUUCAUUCUCGUUUGACCAUGGCUGUAAUUUCUCUAUUUGCUAUUUAGAACAACGACUUAAGAAGCGUGCCGCAGAUGACUCGCUGUAUCUAGACAAUUUAGAUAUCACCAUGCUACAAAAACACAACAAACUUCUCUUGCGAGCGGCUGUUUGGAAAAUUCAAGAUGGAGGUCAACUUAGACUACAGCGAAAAGGAUCCCUACCAGACCUUCAAGACGGGAAUGGCGUCGUUUUUAUCACAACUAAAGAGGAAUGUGAUUUGUUGAAAGAUGAAGGUAUAAACUGCCCGGUGGAAGAUCCUGGAAGCACGUCAGGCCAGAGAUCGCCAACGCCUUUGGAAAGUCCUAAGAUACAAGCAGCCAUAGGUGCAGGAGUGGCCAUACUACUUGUUAUUAUCGUCAUUGUUAUUGUAUACUGUUUGAGAAGACGACGAAAGCGGAAUAAGCAGGUAUGAAAUCAGGGUUCGUAGUCUCCAAGACCAAAAAAAUUCAAAAAGACUUUCAAAGACUUUUUCUGCCUAUUUUCAAACACUUUUCAAAGACCUUUGAGAGCAAUCAGCUGUCGAAAAAUUGCGAGUGUAAGCACCAUUUUUACCCGGUAAUUAUAGUUCCGUCAAAUCACAUCCUAAAAUGCACCUUUUCGUCGAUAUUUGCGAAAACUUUGCUUCAAUCAAUCGAUAUUUUAUUACCAUUAUAAGUCAUAUAAUAAAUUCCUCACUAAAGAAUUUCAAGACUUUUAAAGACUUUCUUCGCUUUUUCACACAAUUUAAAGACUUUUCAAAGACCUUAAAGACCUGCAUCCAAAUUUAAAGACUUUCAAGGAUUUCAAAGACCGCUACGAACCCUGGAACUCUAUGUGUAUCACGGUGACACAGUGAUCAGUGCAUUUCGUCCCAGGUCUCCGUCGUAAUCGGCAGAUGGGGGUAAAGAUCUAUCUAAAAUGAUCAUGUUUUGUGAUUGGCUUUCAGAAACAAAAAUUAUCAUUGUUCGUGACUCGUUCUUUAGAAAGACAAUUUCUAUAGUUUUAUCGUCUUUCAUUGUUAUAAUCAACCAACCACGAGCCUGGAUAGUAUAGGUAGAUGAUGACAGGUAGAUGAUGACCCGCAGAUGGCCAUCAGCGCAAUGUACGGGACACAGGGUGCGAUAAUGCGAGAUUUGUAGUCGUAUCUGACUGGUACUCCAAUGAUUUUUGUCGCGUACUUGAGUUGGUGCAAGGUGUACUUAGUCUUUAAAAUGAUGUACAUAAAGUAUAUCUGACUGGUACUCCAAUGAUUUUUGUCGCGUACUUGAGUUGGUGCAAGGUGUACUUACUACUUAGUCUUUACACCCGUUUUCACAAUUACGCGACCUCUCUGAAAAAUACUCCUACUUCAAAUGUCAGUUUUAUGUCACAAGAACUGCUAAAAAUAGCAAACGUAUUAAACAAACUGUCUAAACUCUAAAGACAUUUUAAACCGUAUUUAAUACCAAAACUGAACAAAAAUGAGUCAGAUAACUUAUAUACAAACUAAAGCACAAUACAAACCAUCACAACAGAAAUAUGUGCCGUGAAUAACUUUUAAAGUUUGAAAAAUAACAAUUUAUCCUGGAAUUUAGCUGUCAGUAUAAAACACGCGCGCUGGACUAUAACGGUGAUGUUAUGAUUUUGUUGUGCUUAAAUUUUACAAUAAUUCUCACUAAAAUAUCUUGAAAAUCAUUGUAAGGUGCUGAUUACAUGGUGCCGAGCUGGCCCGGUUAACCGGGCUGACUCGUUUGUUUAGGACCUUACUGUGGUUUUAAAACUCGCGUAAAAUAAAUUUGCGAUAAAUAAUUGGUUUAGUAUAGAUGCAAAAUCAUCCUAAACCCGAUUUAAAACUCAUUUUGCGGCCCAAGGAAGAUUUUCGUGACAUUUUUCAGCCCGGUUAACCGGGCUGGCCCGGUCCAUGUAAUCAGCUACUAAGUCUGUUUAUAUAAAGCAUACAAAGCAUAUACAUCGACAAGGAACCGCAAAACUCAAAGUUUGAACUUCGUGAUCGAAUAACAUAAAACUGACACCUUGGUCGCGUAAUUCUGAAAACGGGUGUAAAAUGAUGUACAUAAAGUACAGCUUUCUGAAAGGUAUUCAUUCAGCAACAUGAAACUACAAGUUAGCAUGAGAAGUACGACAAUAGACCUUUCCCCUUUUGAGUGAAAUUUUGAUCUAGAUAUGCCUGGACAAAAAUUUCAUCACAGCUUGAAAAAGCAUCACAAAAUUAGUAAUAUUCCAAAGUUUCGUUGCAAAAUGUUGUAAAAUGCGGAUAAUAUAACCUUGCGAAGUUUGCCGUUUUUCAGUCAUUUUGCAUUACAAACGGGAAAUUGAUAAUCAGUUUAAUCAUCUGAUUAUGAAUUUCCCAUUUGUAAUCAAAAUGACUGAAAAACGGCAAACUUCGCAAGGCUACACUAUCCGCAUUUUACAACAUUUCGCAACGAAACUUUGGAAUAUUACUAAUUUUGUGAAGCUGUGAUGAAAUUUUUGUCCACACUUGUCUAGAUCAAAAUUUCACUUAAAAGGGGAAAGGUCUAUUACAUACACAAGCACGAGAAUGCUUCCAAUUUGAUUCUAUUAUAAGCACCGCCAGUUUGCUCAAGGAACAACUUUCUCUAUGUUAGUCUCCAAUGCUCGUUUACACCAUUCUCUAUUUUGCUACCCGUACAUGCUUGGACUACAGUACCUAUUUACAAAGCCUGAACACGGAUAAAUUUGGUACCAAAAUUGAGCUGUAGGAACACCGGACGAAUCGUCCUAAUCUAGACCUCUAGGGAGAACAAUUGAAGUUUGUAGUUCACAAUAUAAGACUCUAUACACAAGUUGUUGUUUUUUCCGUAUAAUUGUCUGUUCAAAUCCAUAACCAUUAAUCGCCUCUGUUUCUUAACCUAAGGAAAAACGCAAGGCAACUGUUGGACAUUUUGCAAACAUGGCAUUCGAUGAUGCCGAAUUGAAAGAAUUACCAUCCAUACCAAGAAAGGAAAGGAAAGAUCACACAUUGGAUACGAAGGUAUUGUUUAACAAAAGUAAAAUAGUUCACUGUAUAUCUAAAAUGAUGUGAAACAUUGAAAUGUUGAGUAGAUUAGAAGUUUAUAGACGAUCUACUUGAUGCAAACAUAAAUCACGUCAGCGGCUCUGAAUGACUAUACAGCUAUACUGUUUGACAAUUGCUUUGACAUUUUCGGCUGACAUCUAACAAAAUAUUUCAAUUAUAGCUGACAGACGAUGGAACACCAAUUUGGAACUGACAUCUAACCCAGCCCUCGAAUUUCCCUGAAAUCAAUCGACGGCAAUGGCGUUAAAAAUUGCCGUAGAACGUAACAGCUGUCUACGGCAAUCCUGACAGUUUCCACGGCAUUUUUCAAAUUACUGUAAUAAAACUUUAAUUUUAUUGUUACUUUGGAUUUAUGACAAGCUAGAAACAUGUCUACGUAUUUCUUUAGUUGUUUUUUUUUCCGAAGAAAACUGAGACUAAAAUAAUGAUUUACGCAUGAUUUGAUCAACAUCUGAAUUCAAGUAUCAAAAUAGUAAUGCACAGUGAAUAGUAUAACAAUUGCACUAUACGGCAAAAAAUUGCCGUCGUUGCCGCAAUGAUCCACGGCAUUUUGUUCUCCCUCUACGGCAAUUGCCGCGAUAAAAUUAUAGUUGACAUAUGAUGAAAUAGUAAUUUGGAACUGACAUAUCUAAUAGUAUAUCCUAAAUAUAGUUCACAGAUGAUGGAACAGCAAUUUAGAACUAACAUCUAACAUGAUAUCUUAAUUGUAGUUGACAUACGAUGGAACAGCUAUUUGGAACUGACAUAUAACAUGAUAUCUUAUCUGAUAACAGAGAAAAGAUGAAAUUAGCAAUUGUGAAAGGUUCCAUAUUACAACAAGCAAUAGCAAAGUCUUUUUUAUAUAGAAGAAAGGGAAGAAAGGAAAGCCAGAAUAUAACUUCAAAAAUCCAUCUUAUGAAGACCGAACAGAAAUACAGUCCAGAGAAAGCCAUAUCUACAAUGAAGCACAUCCACCAGUUGCAACAUAUGAAGAACCACAGCAGUUAGUGGAGAAAUCGCAAGACAAAAAAACCAAAUCAACAAAGGUAUUGCGGUAUCUUCAUAGCUUAUUUACACGUAGGUGUAUCACUUUGAACUAAAGACAAGCUUCACUUAUUUAUUACUCCACAGUCCACACUAUAUUACUUUGAAAUUGAGCCAGGAUUAUAGGGUCACUUUCCACCCAAUUUUUGAAGAGUCAGUUUCUUCCUAUAAAGAGAUCUGAUGUAAAAAAACUGACGAUUGCUCAGUAGUAUAGUCAGUUAUAGUCAGGUUUUCAAUCCACUUUAUGAACUUUAUUUCAACUAUAAGCUCAUGUUCAAUGACAGCUUUUAUAUUCUGAAUCUAACCCAUGUAUUCUCAAAAUCUUUUCAGGCAAUUUCCAACCCUUUCUAUGAGGCAACUGAUGUUAUUCCUGCCCAGAUACCUCAAGACAACUGUGCUGGGAAUUAUGCUAGUAAGUAUGAUACAGUACAAUGGACAACUUGCAUGUUAGACUAAUUUUUGAUCUGGGCAAAAAAAAGUAAAUUGCCAUAAAGAACUUAUCAAAAAAAAUAGUAAAAUUGCAAAAUUUGGUUACGAAAUGUUGUAAAAUACGGAAAAUAUAGCAUUGCGAAGUUUACAUAUUUUGCAUAUGUUUGUAUUACGUGCGAAAAUUGUUACCAUUUUUGAGCCGAAAAUGGUAACAAUUUCCGCACGUAAUACAAACAUAUACAAAAUUUGCGAACUUUGCAAGACUAUAUUUUCCAAGCUUUACAACAUUUUGCAAUCAAAUUUUGCAAUUUUACUCAUUUCAUUAUGUUCUUUUUAGCUGUGGUGUUUGAUUCCCUUCUCUUUACUUAGAUUAAAAUUUAGUCUAACAUGCAAGUUGUCCAUUAUUCCUACCAGAUUUUGGUUCAUACCCACACAAAUUCCUAUACAAUUUUUUCACAAUGUAUGUUGGCUAAAAAGCUACAGUAUACAGUACAUGAACUAGAUUACUAGGAAUUGGAAAAAAUACGGAGGAACACCAUUUUCAAAUGCCUAUUAAUUCCUUCCACUUCAUAGAUGUGGAUCUAAAUGAAAAUAUGUCAACAGAAACUAAGGAACACGAGUACGAAACAUUGCCUCAUUUACAAGAGAAGAAUGCUAACAAAAAAGGAUUGUUUAGAUUUUCUAAGAAUGUACACAAAAAGCGCAAUAGUAAACAAGUAUUUGACCAGAACAACAAGACCAUACAAACUCUUGCAGAUUAUGCUUUAAACGAAGACAGACAACAGGAUGCUGUCAAUAUUGAACAACAGUCUACAACUGCAACAAACGACCCACAUUAUGAGGAACUGCCGUUGCCUGAUGAGAGUCAAAUACAUAAAUGGAAACAAGAAUCUGAACAAGCCAACAAUGAAGACCCGCCAACAAUGGAUAAUACCAAAAGUCAAGUAGAUCAAGCUUUAAACACAAAAAUACUAGACGAAAAGGAAACUAAACGCAAAGAUUCCACAUACGAGGAUAUUCCUCCGAUUAAAGAUGAGAAAAAAAGAAAGGGAAUAUUUCGAUUUUCGAAAGUAUCUAAAAACAAUGACUUAGAUUCAAAACAGGAAAAUAAAACUGAUCGUAAAGACAGCGCAAACUCAGACAGGUUUUCAAGUCAAAAUGAAAUGGCAAACCCAAGGCAUAGCAUGCUUAAUCCAAGAGAGAAAGUAAAGAAAGAUGACCCAGCCAACAAGUAUCCAUUUUAUGAAGAGUUGCCACCAGUAAGAGACCCCAAAAGAACAGAGUCCUUCUUCGCAGUACAGCAGGGUAGUCAGAAAGGGGAAGAUAGCAACUUGUCUUCACCAUAUUAUCAUGUGCUUCAAACAAAUGCUGAAGGAGCAGAGCAUCACAAUCAAGAUACAGAAAAUAAUGAAGAUGGACCUCGUUACUUCGUACUUGAACAGGUUUGUUGUAAACAGCUUUUUGGGGGAGCUAUGUGUGUUACUCCCCCAGACUUUUAAAACUAGGGCCAAAAAAAAAUGUGGGUUUCCGGUUUCCCGACCCUACCUAGCUUUUGGACGCCAAAAUCCCGACCCUAAACUUUUUUAUUGGAUCACGCUUGUAAGUGUUUCCACUCAGAGGAAAACGUUUAUGGAAAAUGAAAAUUUGAGGCAAUAUUAGGGAAAUUUAUGUUUGGAUAUGGAAGCACUGACUAAACAAAAUGGCGUCCGGUUGUUAGGAAAAUUUUAAAAAAACUUUUAAAAAAAAAAGUUAAAACCGACCUACCCUACCUAAGUUUUUACAAGAGGAAACCGGAAACCCACAUAUUUUUUUUGGCCUAGUAAUUAUGUCAAAGUUUGCAAAGGUUCAAUCAACAAAUAAGUAAAGUAUAUUUAUUUUGGAAGACAUAUUAAAAAAAAAUUAGUGUUCAUUGAGUGGAUGUCUUCAUUUAUGCACACUGUCUCCCCAUAUCUGGGUCCAAUGAAAUAGUAUUUCAUUGAACAGUCAGGUGGCUUAAUGAGGGGGGCAUUGGGGGGUAUUCAAUACCGUAAUGGUAUUACCGUAAUACCGCAAGAACAUUUUGUCAAUAACCACAGUUUUCGAGUCCAAAAUUGCAAAUACUGUGUACCGCAAGAUUUCCAAUAUUGUAAUACCGCACUUUUUCAAGGAAAAUACCGAAAUACUGUAAGAAAAAUAAGCUGAUACCGCCAUACCGUAAAUCCCAAUGUCCUUCCCCACCUUAAUGCAGUUAUCAUCUUUCAAUUUUUGAUUGGAACCCAAAAAUUCUUCAAUUUUUUGAUAACAUAACAGCAUUUGAGGACUUCUCAACAGGCUUGUUUUAAGCCCUUUGUGAGUUGUUAAUUGUGACAACCUUGCAGCAAUUUGUUGAAACAACAACUUUGUUACAACUUGUCUUCACUGCUUGUACUGCAACCAUGUUAGUGCAGUCGUCAUUUUCAACAUAUUUGCAAUGUUGUAAAUGAAAUACCAAAUUACAAUGCCUUUUCAACAUGCUUGUUUCAAGCUUGUUGUGAGAAACCGUUGUGAACACAUCUUUUUACAAAAUAUGCGAUUUCUACUUGUCCGUAUGACAGACUAAAAGUACAGUACAACAACACACCUGCAUUUCCGAGAGGUCAAAAUGUCAAAUUAUGUCAGACAUAUUUAAUUGUUGAAAAACAAACUAUGAAUACAAUUACCUGUUCCCAAAAUUAUACAACUAUCUUGUUUAAUAAUUCAGCAGUAUUUCAACUUAACAAAUAUCCUGUUUUCAUCUUACAGAGCAAUUCAACGAGUUCAGAAAACAAGCAAUACCAAUCCCUACACAGAGAGCUCGAACCGCCAUCACCAGCUUAUGAAAGUUACAGAUUGCCUCAAAAGUCGGGCCCAGAAUCGGGCAGUCGAGCAAAUGAGGCUGUUAACGGGGAGUAA
Paramuricea clavata is the source of this 20300-nucleotide messenger RNA. Lineage: Eukaryota; Metazoa; Cnidaria; Anthozoa; Malacalcyonacea; Plexauridae. The record is from the annotation of a GenBank genome assembly.